Cryptococcus amylolentus CBS 6039 is the source of this 1122-nucleotide messenger RNA. Its product is annotated as acyl-CoA thioesterase II. Gene Ontology annotation, molecular function: fatty acyl-CoA hydrolase activity. The transcript is spliced from 3 exons. Gene Ontology annotation, cellular component: peroxisomal matrix. The record is from RefSeq and is a predicted model, not a curated record. The coding region runs from base 1 to 1122 and encodes 373 amino acids. Gene Ontology annotation, biological process: fatty acid catabolic process; acyl-CoA metabolic process. NCBI's taxonomy places the organism in Eukaryota, Fungi, Basidiomycota, Tremellomycetes, Tremellales, Cryptococcaceae.
AUGACAAACCGCCUCGAGGACCAUGUCGCCGUCACCCCCCACCCCUCCAACCCCAUGUCCUCCCUCUCCCAGAACCUCUGGGUCCCCUCCGGCGCUCGAGGCGUAUUCGGCGGCCAGAUCCUCGCCCAGGCCAUCAUGGCAGCCACGGCCACCGUAUCCCCCAAACUAGGCCUCCACAGCGCCCACUGCUACUUUCUCCUCCCGGCGCAAAAGAGCCCGACGAUAGAGUACAAGGUCGAAAAACUGAACGACGGGAGAAGUUACUCGGCCAGGCUGGUAAGGGCUUGGCAAGGGGACAGUGAUAUCUUUGUACUUAUGGCGAGCUACUCUCUCCCGCCUACAGCGCUUCCUGAAAACUUGGGUCUCGCAGCUUAUCCUGCUGGGCAGGGGAAGAGCAAGCACAGUAUGGCCUUCUCGACCGAAGUCCCACGUCCCGAUUUGCCUCUCCCAGAAGAGGGCAGGGUGUUUCCUAGCUUCCAAACGCCCUUUCCUGACGACAUCUGUCCUCCCUCCGAGUGCGAGGACGAUGCGGACUUUUUGGAGAAAUGGGUGCAGCAACAUGGAGACGUAGAGAAGCCUUGGCAGAAAAAGUUCUUCAAAGAGUAUAUCAGUGAGAGGCGGUCUUCUCCCGUAUCUAUCUCUCGCGGACGCCGGAAGGCCGGUUCCCCUGAAGAGAAUGCGCCGUAUCCCAGUUCGCGCAUGAGCUGGCUACGAAUCCGAGAUCUCGGACCCGAGCCUACCAACGUCGAGACCGCAAUGAUCUCCUACAUCUCCGACUUUCAGUUCAUCGGCACCGCCGCCCGUUCUGUCGGCAUGAACCAAAACUCCACCCCCCGUCUCGGCAUGCUCGCCUCCCUCGACCACGCUAUCCACUUUUACCCCUUCCCUUCCAAUUUCGACCCCGCCGCCCCGCUGUUGCACGUCAUGGAGUCGCAGAGCGUCAACUUGUCGUCCGGCAGGGGCCUCGCGAGGGGGAGGAUAUACACUUGGGAUGGGGUGUUGAUUGCGACGACGGGGCAGGAGGGGGUGACAAGGGCUAAUGUGAAGGGGAAGCAGACAAAGGGGGCGAUUGAGGGAGGGAUGGUGGAUGUGGAUGUUUCCAAGGUAAAGGCGAAACUCUAG